CGUUCUAUAGUUCUUUGUGCGCAUGCGUGCUCGCUCUCCCUCUCGUUGCGCUCGGCUGUGUCAGUCAGUCAGUCUGUCGGAGUCUGUCCUCGGAACAGGCUGAGCGAAGGGACUUCGGAGAGCCUGCUGCCUACUUAUUCUAUUUCCCCUCCCUCUCUCCCGCCCCACGUCUCUCUUCACCCCUCUCCCGCCCUUGCUCGCGUAGCCAUGGCGGAGUCGUCGGCGGCCACUCAGUCCCCGUCCAUCUCCUCGUCGUCCUCCGGGGCCGAUCCGUCCGCGGCCGGCGGUGGCGGGAGCCCGGGAACCAGCCCCGCCCUGGGGGCGAAAAGCUGCGGCUCCUCUUGUGCGGAUUCCUUUGUUUCUUCCUCUUCCUCUCAGCCUGUAUCUCUAUUUUCGACCUCUAAAGUGGAAUUGAGCUCUCUUUGCUCUGAUGAGCCACCUUCAGAAAUUAUGACUUCCUCCUUUCUUUCAUCCUCUGAAACACUUAACUCUGACCCUGCAACACUACAAGGAGAAAAAAAUGAAGUGUUAGGCAGCCAGCCUGUUAUAGCCAAAGAAGGAAAAGAUCACUUGGCUCUUCUACUGCAUAUGAAAAAGAUGGAAAAGCCUCAGGGGACCUGCAAAGACAGAGCAGACUCUCCAGUUUCUCUUGCAGCAGGAAGAGUUCCUUGUAAUCAACCUUCCAUUCCAGCCAGUUUCCCAGAGCAUCCUGCUUUUCUCCUAAAGGAAGCCUGUCAAGUAGAAGAGCAAAUAAAUAAAGAUCAACACUCCAAGAACUCAAAUCAGGUACUGAAUAGGGAGGAUAAAACUGCAUUGGAUGUUGAUGACAGGUUCACUUUGCCAGUUGCCCAGAAACUACCCACUGAGCAGUCUAGUGAAGAAGGCACUAGAACAUAUUCCUUGUCCCCCUCUGAAGUUUCAGGUGGUGGUAUUAUAGAAAAAGAUUCCCCUGAAUCACCAUUUGAAGUAAUUAUUGACAAAGCAGCAUUUGACAGAGAAUUUAAAGAUUCAUAUAAGGAGAGCGCAAAUGAUUUGGGUGGCUGGGCAGUGUACACUGAUAUAGAAUCAUCUGCAGACAUGUCAGAGACUAAUGACAAAGUGUUUCCACUGAGAAAUAGAGAGACAGGGCGUUACCCAUCCUCUGCAUUACUCACUAGACAGUUUUCACACACAACUGCAGCAUUGGAAGAGGUGUCUAGAUGUGUGAAUGAUAUACAUAACUUUACUAAUGAAAUAUUGACUUGGGACUUGGUUCCCCAAGUGAAACAACAGACUGAUAAAUCUUCUGACUACCCCACAAAAAGUGCAGGACUUGACAGGAGUGAAUAUCAUUCAGAAAUCCCAGUUGUAAAUCUUAGGACAAACACUUACCAGAAAAUUCCUGCAUGUUCUAUCAAUGAGAGCACAUCUAUCACCAAAAUCACAGGUGAUUGGGAAGACACAUCUCUCCCACAAGAAAAUGCUAUCAUUGGAAAACCUGUAAGUGACCAUCUCAUUUCCACAAAAGAAGUCAAUGUCAAAGAUGUACAAGGUGAUAAACAGAAACAAGAUGACAUACUUCCAGAGUUGCCUGGAUCUCCAUGUGAGAAACAUGUCUCUUUGGGUUCUGGAGUGGCCACAGUGAAAGUGGUUUUACCUGAUGACAUCCUGAAGGAUGAAACAAACUGGCAGAUCUCUGUGCCAGAAGAAAUCACAGAGGCAGAUAGUUCUGGUGAGUCUGAUGACACAGUAAUAGAGGACAUCACAGCAGAGAGAUCAUUUGAAAAUAGGAUUCACACUGAAAAACCUUUCUCUGUUCCAAAUGCUGUUGUAAGAACAAAUGAAAUCAAAGAGACUCCCGGUUGUAAGGUAGAAAGUACAACAUCUAAAAGCACUGAAGAGCUGGUCAGGGAGCCACAUCAAACUCAGUCUGGUAGUCUUGGAAGGAGACCAGUUGGUGAGGCAGUGUGUUCACCAAUACCUGAUAUGAAUGUUGUGUUGGAAGAUGUAAGAGAGUCCAGUGCUGUGAGUGAAGGUGCUCCUGAAAAGCCCAUUACAACUGAGAACCCAAAACUUCCUUCAACAGCACCUCCAAAUGUUUUUAGUGAGACAGAAUUCUCAUUAAAUGUGACAGCUUCUGCCACGUUGGAGUCAUUAUAUGGAAAUCAUAUUAGAGACAUAGAUGAUUCCUCCCCAGAGGACUUGAUGGCAGCCUUAACAGAAACCAGAGAGAAAGGAAUACUAGGUAAAGAGGAAGGAACUGAUUCUGAAGCAUUGUCACAGAAGCCAGCUUCUCCUGUAGAAGUCUCAUCUGAGAGUGAGUCAAAUAGUUCAAGCAAAAACAGUGCAAAAUGCAAAGAAACAAAUGGAAGUGACUUUCUGGAUGGUUUUACUACCUGUGGGACUCCAGUGGUAUCUCUUGACUUAGAACAGGAGCAGCUCACAAUCAGAGCCCUGAAAGAGUUAGGUGAAAGGCAGGGUGAGGAGCUACCUUCUGUGCAGGGUGAAGAAUCUCCUUCUGAAGAAAGACUCAAGCAGACAUUUGCUCCAGAACCUUGGCCACAGAGAUCAGAUGACAUCCUAGAACAUACAGAUGUUAAGACUGGCUCUGAUCUUGGGAUUUCCAAAAAGCCCACUAUUAUCAAAGAAACUAGGGUAGAUAUUAUUUCCAGCCUUAGCAAGACUGAACUGGUAAACAAGCAUGUCCUACCAAGACUUCUGACAGACUUCUCAGUGCACGAUCUGAUUUUCUGGCGAGAUGUGAAGAAGACUGGGUUUGUCUUUGGCACCACACUGAUCAUGCUGCUGUCCCUGGCAGCCUUCAGUGUCAUCAGUGUGGUUUCUUACCUCAUCCUGGCCCUUCUCUCUGUCACCAUCAGCUUCAGAGUCUACAAGUCUGUCAUCCAAGCUGUACAGAAAUCAGAAGAAGGCCAUCCAUUCAAAGCCUACCUGGAUGUGGACAUUACACUGUCCUCAGAAGCUUUCCAUAAUUACAUGAAUGCUGCCAUGGUGCAUGUCAACAAGGCCCUAAAACUCAUCAUUCGUCUCUUUCUGGUGGAAGAUCUGGUCGACUCCUUGAAGCUGGCUGUCUUCAUGUGGCUGAUGACCUAUGUUGGUGCCGUUUUUAAUGGAAUCACCCUUCUGAUUCUUGCGGAGCUGCUCGUCUUCAGCGUCCCAAUUGUCUAUGAGAAGUACAAGACCCAGAUUGAUCACUAUGUUGGCAUCGUCCGGGAUCAAACCAAGUCAAUUGUUGAAAAGAUCCAAGCAAAACUCCCUGGAAUCGCCAAAAAAAAGGCAGAAUAAACACAUGGAAACCAGAAAUGCAACAGUUACUAAAACACCACUUAAUAGUUAUAAUGAUGUUACUUGUACCAUGGAGGACAUGCUCAGUGUCAGCUUGAGCCUGCAUUCCAAGCUUAUUUUUAUUUUAAUUUGGUAUUUUCUCCCCUCCUUUCCCUUUACCCUCAGUAUCAAGCACAAGAAACAGUGGACUGAACAAAAAGAACUGAUAUCUUAGAACCCAAAAGAAUAAAGAAAGAAUCAAAUUAAUAGGAUAAAUUAUACCUUAGUGGUGGUGGAGCUUUUUACCUGUAGCAUGAAAAGGGGAAAGAUUAGAGGUAAAGAGAAAGUGAAUGAUAGAAAAAUUUCUUGGGUCCUUCUAUUCAGUUUUCAAGGACUAGUUUUACACAACUCCCAUUAUAGUUUUGCCCUUAUUUUUAAGUUAAGAAAUAAUGAUUAACUUAUGAAGAAAUGGUUUGGGGACAGGAGGGGGAUGCCUUCCUUGGGUUGUUUGCAGCUCACCAAUCCCAUCCUCCUGCCCCACACUGUGAGCAGCUACUCUUAAUAUUCCUCUUCUUGACUUAAUGAUAUAACUUCCAGCUCUGAGUAACUUAUAGGUAGUAGUGAUAAUUCCUGUCUCCAGAAUGCCAUCUGAGAAAUAAGAGUAGAAACAGAAAAGGGUGGGAAAGGGUGUGGCAGGGGCACAGCAAUGGCCACCUCCCUCUGCCACUCACCCACAGGGAAGGAAGGGCUCCACCAGCUGGGAGCAUGGUGUCCACAUCAUCUCUUGGAUGCCAGUUCUGGGAGUUAAUUUGAGAACUCAUUCCUGAAUGUGCUUUCCCCUCUUUCCUGCCCACCCACCUCACCUCAAGUUUAAUAAAUAUGGUUGUACUUUUAUUAUUAUGAAAUAAAUGUCUGUACCUGCUGUA
Marmota monax (woodchuck) is the source of this 4187-nucleotide messenger RNA. It is a transcript of the gene Rtn3, whose product is annotated as reticulon 3. The record is from RefSeq and is a predicted model, not a curated record. The transcript has 9 exons. Bases 208 to 3282 code for a protein of 1024 amino acids. Gene Ontology annotation, cellular component: neuron projection; postsynaptic density. NCBI's taxonomy places the organism in Eukaryota, Metazoa, Chordata, Mammalia, Rodentia, Sciuridae. Gene Ontology annotation, biological process: brain development; neuron differentiation; endoplasmic reticulum tubular network formation.